UAGAAAGUGCAACAAAGCGGGACUGAUCGUGCACAGCCGAGACGUUUGUGAAUAAUGCGAUAAAUUUAACUAGUUCAGGUUUAAAUUGUCCAUUUGCUAACAUAGCCAAAACAUCGUGUGGUGAUCGUAAUAUGAGUGUGGUCAUCUUAAAUUGACUGAUGCCUCGGUGUUUACGCACCAUUCCACAGAUGUUACGUGCUGCAGGAAGACCGGCUCUUCUGAUACCGUUAUACGCUUCCACUUCCGGAUUGUUGCUCGUAAUGAACGAAUCGCCCCGUGUUUUUGCACCCAAAUGAGUGUUUUAAUCGAUACCUGCAUCGGGGAAAGACGACCUCUGUGUACGCUUUGGAUUGAAUCGCUACAAUUUUUUCUACACGCGCGCAACUGUUGGGCUUCACGCUUUUAAAUGAAACUUGUAAGAUUUAUGAACAAUCGUGCACCAUCUAAUAAGAGAUACCAACCAACAGAAUAUGAACAUGCUGCUAACUGUGCCACACAUGCGCUCUGGAUCAUUCCCAGCCUUGUGGGCGGAGUCUUGUUGUACUUCCUGUCUGACGACCACUGGGAGGAGAUUUCAGCGUGGCUCUAUGGGGCGGGGCUGUCAAGCCUUUUCAUCAUAUCCACCGUGUUCCAUACGGUCUCCUGGAAGAAAAGUAAUCUUCGGUCAGUUGAACACUGUUUCCACAUGUGCGACAGGAUGGUGAUCUACUUCUUCAUCGCUGCUUCAUACACACCUUGGCUGACACUGCGGGAGCUCGGCCCGUGGGCUGCCCACAUGCGUUGGGUUGUCUGGCUGAUGGCCUCUGGAGGAACUGCUUAUGUAUUUUUCUUUCAUGAGAGGUUCAAAGUUGUAGAGCUGAUCUGUUAUGUGGCAAUGGGAGUUUUUCCUGCCCUUGUCAUUCUUUCUAUGGCCGACAGGUCUGGUCUAUAUGAGCUGCUGAUUGGUGGAGGGUUUUAUUUGCUGGGCACCAUGUUCUUUAAAAGCGAUGGAAUAGUUCCCUUUGCUCACGCUAUAUGGCACCUCUUUGUCGUAAUGGGGGCGAGCGUCCAUUACUAUGCCAUCUGGAAGUACCUGUACACACCUGUCAAUCAACCAACCAGUACGGCCCGGUGACACAAAUGCACACACCCACCCACCACAAAAUCAUUUAUUUGCCAGUUGAAUGUAUAACAGGAGAAACAGUAUUAUUUCUUGAAAAUAACUUUUUGACUGAUGUAAUUCUUGUCACUUAUUAUUAGGUCUAUAACUAGCACACACCACUAGCCAACUAGCCUUUGUGAGACUACAGACAGCAGGGGUCAUUUUGGACCUGACGCCAUUUGCAAUCCAGAGUGAUAAAGGAUCCAGAAAAUCCAGCAAGAGUCUACUGAAAAAUUCAAAGUUUACACGAUUUUUAGAGGUAAAAUCACUGCCACAUAUUUGUGAAAGCACUCAUCCUGGACAGCAGUUACUUGACUACAGUUUAAAAAGGGAUUUCUGUAGUAUUUUUAAACCUGUGACUUAUAUUAUAUACCUUCUGCCACUGCCAAUAGGGAAUUAUUCUUAUUUCGUCCACAACAGAAAUAGGAAUGCAUUUUGUAUAACUGUACACUUUAGAACGUAACCAGGCGAGCUAUUGUAGAGUUAUAGUGUUAAAAGUAUAUACUAUACAACGCUUUGUUUCAUUUUAGAUGUGUUAUGUCUUUAAGAUAUGCCACAAGUGCUGAUAAUGUCCAGGGAAGUUUUUGCCUAGUGACAUUAUCUGAUUUAAUAGCGUGAAAGGUUCAGUGUUUUCAACCCAUACCAUUACAAGAUGGUUAUGUGUUGGUAAACUUUUCAAAAGGCUCCUUUGUAAUUAAUUCAGUAUUAAUUGCCGAUUGUCUUUUUAAUCUUACAACUACUGGAGCUAUUGUGUUAUUUAUAAUUAUAUGGGAUUGCUUUAGAGUGGUAUGGUUUAAAAAACAGAUCCACUGGAAAUUGUCAGCUUUUGCCUUCAUCAUGUAAUGUUUUGUGAGAGAAUAUACUGAUGUUCUGACUGUAUUUAUGUCUCCUCAUGUCAGCUUAUAUUAUGGUUAAAGGGAUAGUUUACACAAAUGGAUUUACAGAACUGAUAGAAAUCACCAUUUACUGGCUAUUUUUCAAAAACACAAAAAAAUAAUUAUUAAAAAAAGAUUAGAACAAAAAUGAUCCACAAAAGAAGUUUGGAAUUACAAUAGGUACAAUCAAUGAUGACAACUCAUUUUUAGUGAACUAUCCCUUGAAGUGUGAGACAUGAACACUUUUAUUCUGCUCCAUUUAUGUAAUCCUGUGAUAAAAUUGGGUUUUAGUGUUAACUCAGAUUUGCCAUGAGUUUACCACUGGUCAACACUAAAAUCUGUCUAUUAACCAUCUGUUUUAUUGGACUGGUCAGCCAAAGCUUCAGGUCUCAGGGUUAUCUCACUGGCCGGUGCAAUCAUAUUUCUGAUACAUUCCAUGUUUGUCCUGCUCUCUCAGGCCAUACACGUUUUAAUAACCGUUUAACUUUUAAAGUGCGCUUGAAAAUUGUAGAUGACAAAUAUUUGAUCUAAAUCGAAACAAGAUUUGUAAUCAGGGCAACACAGAUUCUCUAUGGAGACACAUACAAACAACAAUUCAAUAUCUGCAGUUUAUACAUUAGUUUCUAUAACGAUUAAAAAAGUAUUUAAAUUUGUAUGGUCUUUAACCACGGAAAACUCGUAAUACUGGAUGUAAUGUAACAGCUUUUUCUUAAUGUGUAUUUAUUAUUGUUUUACAUCAGAAAUAAAGUAACGUUUAAGUAUUAUGUAUAGAGAAUGUGAGAAUAGUGGUUCAUUUGUCAGGAAAUGUAUUUGUAAACACGGUUACAUUUGUUUUCUGUCACGACUUUUAGACCGAUUAACCAUUUCAGUAUUUUAAGAUGCAUUAGUGACUUUUUCUAAAGGCUUUAUGAAGAUUAAAAUACCAAGGUCGAAUUCUAAAACACAGCUGUAUAUAGUCCAUAUGGGUACACGGGUGUAUUAGUCAUAAUCAUGAUAUAUAUAGCCAGGUUAAAUAUAGAACAAAUGUUUUUCAUUGUUUAUUUGAUUAUACCCUUACAAUUGUUAAUGUUAUCCAUGUAAGUGGGAUAGACAAUGAACAGGGUGUCAGAUAAAAAAAUAACUUAUGGUAAAAGGCACAUUGGACCAAAACUUUUUGUGUUUUAUUGCUGUUUAGAUUUCAGGCUGCUUUUAACCUACAUUAUUAGGUGUUAUAUCGUUCAAGUUAAAAAAAACAUAUAAUGUAGAGUUCUGUUUUAAAUAUUUCAAUUUGUACAUUUUGUUUGAACCCAAGCAUAAAACCGGUGUUUUUUCACAUAAUUUAUCAAAUAUGUUUAUGAUCUUUGAUAUGAUGGUGCAUUAUUGCAUUGAGUAUUGUGGCUUCCUUGUUUUAUUUAUUUAUUUAUAUGUUUGUUGUUUGUGAUACAGCUUUUUGUCUCUUUAAAUAAUAAUGUGGUCUGGUCUGUAAUGAAAAUUAUGUUUACUUGGGUCUGUCUUAAAUCGAGUUACGGCAACAUAAAGGAGCUGUUGCUUCAGAAAGUUUACAUUUGCAGUCCAUGAUACAGCUUUUACUGCCACUAAGCCUAAUGUAGUGCUGUUUCUAUUUACCUUGAAUUGAGUAAAACUACACAAUACAAUAUAUUGAAUAUACUGACAGUUGAAUAAGGAGUUAUGUCAGCUUUACAUUGGCCUUCAAAUGAAUGUAAAAGAGUGACCCGCAGCAGUGAUUGGCUGUGUUUCAUCCAUCAGAAAAUGAAUUGCAUUUCUUAGAAAACCAUGUUUUAGGAGAAAGUAAUACUAUUUCUAUCCUACUUGGUCUGUAAUUUAAAACUAGUUUUGAUUCUUCAAAUUGAUUCUUUACAUACUUCAUGUUUGCACCAAUGUUUGGUUUCAUAGUAUUAUAUGAUAAUACUGUCCAAAGCUAAUUCAUAAUACUGUACAUUAGAAUUGAAAGGCUUCGACUCCACAAGUACUGAGUACAGUAAAAGUUUUUAAAACUGGAUUUGUUAAUAAAACUAAAUCCACUUGAAAUGUUAACCCUGACCUCACUGUAAAUAUUAUUGUGCCUUUUCUUGUCUGGUUGUUACAGAACAGUUCAAGGUUUUAUGUUUUUAGCUGUUCUACUGAUUCACUCAGCUUAAAGAAAUGUGUCCUUUGUACCUUUCACAUAAAGGCAUUUGUGAUUGUGAUUUUGCUGCAAUGUUUGUAUUACCCCAGGUUUUGUAUCUGUUUUCAAUAACAUAUUCUCCAUAUCAAUGCUUUUAAAAAAACGUCCUCCCUGCUGAAUCAUUAUUUGAGUCCUGCAUUCUAUACAUUUUAAUGUCUGUGGGUUGAUCAAUAAAUGUGAAGUAUAAAAAAGUUAUUGCGCUCUUGCAAAUCUUUAUCCCAAUCUUUAUGAUA
This is a messenger RNA of Triplophysa rosa, 4413 nucleotides long. RefSeq names its product monocyte to macrophage differentiation factor 2. Gene Ontology annotation, cellular component: membrane. The transcript has 7 exons. Lineage: Eukaryota; Metazoa; Chordata; Actinopteri; Cypriniformes; Nemacheilidae. The record is from RefSeq and is a predicted model, not a curated record. Gene Ontology annotation, molecular function: pore-forming activity. The coding region runs from base 407 to 1114 and encodes 235 amino acids.